AUGGUUUACUGUUUUCAGUGCAUGAAUGAUCAUUAUCCAAACAUGGCUCAGAAUUUUUGCCUUCCCAAAGUGGUAAGCUUCCUGUCCUAUGAAGAGCCAUUGGGAAUUGGUUUAACUCUGCUGGCACUAUUCUUCACUUUCAUCACAUUCCUGGUGCUAGGAAUAUUUAUAAGGCACCAUAACACUCCUGUGGUCAAAGCAAACAACUGGACUCUCACCUAUAUUCUUCUGAUAUCCCUCUUGCUCUGCUUUCUUUGUGUAUUGUUGUUCAUUGGCCGACCCAAGAAAGCAACGUGUUUUCUCCAACAAACUGCUCUUGGGGUUGUCUUCUCAAUGGCUGUUUCUUGUCUUUUGGCAAAAACCUUGACUGUGGUUGUGGCAUUCAUGGCUACCGAACCAGGAAGCAGGAUGAGGAAGUUGCUGGGGAAAAGAUUAACUAAUUUCAUGGUUCUUUUCCUAUCCCUUAUCCAAGCAGGCAUCUGUGUGGUGUGGCUGGCCACCUCUCCCCCAUUUCCAGAUGUGAACAUGCACUUGGAGACAAAAGAAAUUAUACUGGAAUGUAACCAAGGGUCCAUAUUUAUGUUUUAUUGCGUCUUGGGCUAUAUGGGAUUCCUGGCCAUUGCCAACUUCACUGUGGCCUUCUUUGCCAGGAAGUUGCCAAAUAGUUUUAAUGAAGCAAAACUGAUCACUUUCAGCAUGUUGGUAUUUUGUAGUGUUUGGUUGUGCUUUGUUCCAAGCUACCUGAGCACCAAGGGAAAAUAUAUGACAGCUGUGGAGAUCUUCUCUAUCUUAGCCUCUGGUUCUGGGCUGCUGGGUUGCAUCUUUGCCCCCAAAUGUUACAUUAUUUUGAUGAGACCAGAACUGAACAGCAGGGAACAGCUAAUAAGAAGUUAA
Molecule: messenger RNA, 894 nt
Organism: Heteronotia binoei (common prickly gecko)
Lineage: Eukaryota; Metazoa; Chordata; Lepidosauria; Squamata; Gekkonidae
Product: vomeronasal type-2 receptor 116-like
Exons: 1
Coding region: 1-894 (297 amino acids)
Biological process (GO): G protein-coupled receptor signaling pathway
Cellular component (GO): membrane
Molecular function (GO): G protein-coupled receptor activity
Source: RefSeq, a predicted model, not a curated record